Molecule: messenger RNA, 793 nt
Organism: Phalaenopsis equestris
Lineage: Eukaryota; Viridiplantae; Streptophyta; Magnoliopsida; Asparagales; Orchidaceae
Product: GATA transcription factor 15-like
Exons: 2
Coding region: 108-590 (160 amino acids)
Biological process (GO): regulation of DNA-templated transcription
Molecular function (GO): sequence-specific DNA binding; zinc ion binding
Source: RefSeq, a predicted model, not a curated record
UGUGCGAGACAAACCCCAGGAAACCAUAUAAGAACCAACCCAUGAUUACUCCUCCAAUUUGCGAAAUCUUCACCUUUCCUACCCACUAAAUCUCCAAAAUUGCAGACAUGAUUCUUGGUCAUAGCAGCGAAAUGGUAGCCAGGAAGAGGAGCAAGGUAGAAGAUCAUUGCAAAGAGAAGACAUCCCCGACAAUGGAGCAGUCCCUCAAGCUCUGCUCUGACUGCCAGACCUCCGAUACCCCUCUUUGGAGAAGUGGGCCUCACGGCCCCAAGUCUCUUUGCAAUGCUUGCGGGAUCCGAUACAGCAAGAGGAGAAAAACGGAAUUCGUGGGAGAGGAGCAGAGCAAGCCGGCGGCUUUAAUUUGCAAAAGUAACCACAAGUCCGCCGUUGAAGCGGAGGAGCUGAAGAGAAGGCAAAGGGAGAAGCAGGAGAAGGUGCUGAAGAUUAUUAUUCGCCGCAGCAGUGAUUUAAAGGUGCAGCGGCAGAUACGGACGCCGGCGAGGUUUGGUGGGAGUGCGGACGGCGACGAAGUUGCAGAGGCGGCGCGCCUCCUGCUCUCGCUGUCCUCUGGUUUGUCAGUCCAAUACUAGGUUUACAAGUGUCCACCCACGAUCGCACGUUCUGAGCGGUUACUGUUUUGUCUUUAGUGGAAGAAAAAAAGGACUAGUGUAGAAAAUAAAAAAGAUUAGCAGGUUAUGUUAAAUGUUUGGUGAUGGGUGUAAUUAUUUGUUUGGUUGUGGGUGUAAUUAUUUAAAAUGUUUGGUGAUGGGUGUAAUUAUUUAUAAAUAUUAGA